AUGCCCUCCUGGCUCAUCUGGCGGGUUGUUGAGUCUUCUGAGCCCAAGUGUCUGGAGAGGGAUGGGGAGACCAGCCUAGGGACUUCAACUCGCUGGCACGAGCAAUCACACAUCCAGAUAUUCGACGCUCUGUGGAAAGCAAUCAUAAUCAUGGGAGACAUCUAUGACAACCCUGGCUCCCAGGUCCUCCGCCCAGCAUUCCUCGCCCACGUCGUGCUGCGCACCCCUGACCGAGCCAGCUUCCGCGCGAUGCGCGACUUCUACACCAAAUUCCUCGACGCCGACAUCACCUACGAGAACAACGUCCUGUGCUUCCUGACCUACGACGACGAGCACCACCGCAUCGCCAUCGGCAUCUUCCCCGAGACCACCAAGCGCGUCGGCAAGCCCGCGGGCCUGGCGCACAUCGCCUUCACGUUCCGCACGCUGCAGGACCUGGCGGCGGCGUACCGCCAGCGCCGGAACCUGGGCAUCACGCCCUUCUGGUGCGUCAACCACGGGCCCACCACGAGUCUGUACUACCGCGACCCGGACGGCAACGAGCUCGAGACCCAGGUCGACAACUUUGACACGCCGGCCGAGGCGCGUGCGUUCUUUGCCAGCAAGGAGUUCGAGGAGAAUCCGAUUGGGGUGGACUUCGAGCCCGAGGAGCUGGUGGAGCGGCUAAGGAGCGGAGAGGAGGAUUGGCGUAUUAAGAAGAGGAAGAAUGUUGGUGUGAGGCAGGGGAUUCCGGGUUGGUGA
Molecule: messenger RNA, 741 nt
Organism: Cladophialophora immunda
Lineage: Eukaryota; Fungi; Ascomycota; Eurotiomycetes; Chaetothyriales; Herpotrichiellaceae
Exons: 1
Coding region: 1-741 (246 amino acids)
Source: RefSeq, a predicted model, not a curated record